AUGGCGGUUUUUGACCUGAGUCUGGAGGCAAACUCAGUCAUCAAGCCUUCACUUCAGAAGCUUUCAUUAGCACCUUCAACCCCUCGGUCCUACAUCUGUCCCCUCUUCCUGGCACAGCGGGAGAGGUGCCGGACCGUCAAGCCAGGUGAGUCUGAGGGGCUUUUGGCUGGGCAGUUGAUAGACCUCCUGCAUCAAGCUGAAGAAACAGUGGAGCUCAUGAAAGUGGAUCAGAUGAUGGACUUCCAAAAUGACUGGAAACUGAUCACGGUAUUUUUUAGUGCUGAAACCCCAUGCUCCUCCGAUGCUUCCACACAACUGAAGGACUGCAUCUUGGAAAACUUGGAAAAACUUACAGCUGUCUUGGAUUUUUUAUAUAAGAAGGUUCCCAAGGCCUUCAUAAACCUAGUGGAUUCCACUGAGCUCACAACUGCCUCUCUUGCAUGCCAAGAUUACAGUAAUGCCAGCAAUCCAGGCAGGAAUCAGUGCAAUUAUGUUGAACAGUCCACAUUACAUGAUAACAUACUGAGGUGGUCCUAUCAGGAUGCUUUGGAAAAACUACUGGAGUCUGAGAGGUUUGAUCAAAAGGAUGACUUCACUGUUGUUCUUCAGCCUUCUCUCCAAGGAAGAAAUCGGCUGCUCAGUUUGGUCAAGGAUGAUUUGUUUACCACAUCAGAGACACAAGUGAAAAUUCUGGAAGAUUAUAUUUUCAUGUCUGUGGGCCUCUGGAACAGCAUGGAAAAUCCAUAUUUGUUUACAUAUAAAAAUAGUAACUACUCAUUUUCCCUGAGGACAUCAAACACCAAAGAAGCAUCUCAGGAGAGAAGUUAUGGAACAAAUAUUCCCUGUCCUGACCGGGUUCCCUCUGAUACAGUUCCAGUUUCAGUUCAUAAUUUGAAACCGGCAGAUAUUCAGGUGAUUGCUGCCCUGGGAGAUUCACUCACAGCAGCUAAUGGGGCAGGAUCCAAACCCAAUGAUGUUCUGGAUGUCCUGACUCAGUACCGGGGUCUUUCUUGGAGCAUUGGAGGAAAUGAAAACAUAAGCACAGUCACGACGCUACCAAAUAUUCUUCGUGAGUUCAACCCAUCCUUGGUAGGGUAUUCCAUUGGAACUGGAACACAAAAUUCGAACAAUGCUGCGUUCAACCAAGCUGUGACUGGGGCUCGUGCAAAGUAA
This is a messenger RNA of Pseudopodoces humilis (Tibetan ground-tit), 1173 nucleotides long. Lineage: Eukaryota; Metazoa; Chordata; Aves; Passeriformes; Paridae. The record is from RefSeq and is a predicted model, not a curated record.